CAGUAACAAACUUUAGUCUGGACUACCUUAAGACCCUUGCCUUGAUCAAAGGUGAAAGCGGCCCCCAUUCUUUGUUUGUUUGUUGGAGCAGAUUUGGAACGUACGUGGGUCUGACAGAAGAGAGAGAUGAGAGGAAUAGCAAUUUCACCAUCAAACCAAUGCUGCAGCAGUCCUUUCCAAUUCCAAACCCAAGAUACUCUGCCGAGUCAACCAUAUAGAACAGUGAACUUAAACCCACUUCUCCAAUUCAACAAGAAGAAGAAGCAAAACCCAUCAAAUGGAAGAAGAUACCCACUUGUCUCCAAAAUUUCCAUAAAUCCGUCAAACAACAACAACAACAACAACACACAAACCCCAAUUCCCCCACUUGUAGUUUUUGGAUCAGCCAAUGCAGAUAUUUAUUUGGAGAUUAAUAGGUUGCCUAAGGUGGGUGAGACCAUCUCAGCCAAUAGUGGUCAGACUCUUGCUGGUGGCAAAGGUGCCAACCAGGCUGCCUGUGGUGGCAGGCUCUCUUAUCCAACCUACUUUUUGGGGCAGGUAGGUGAUGAUGCUCAUGGCAAAUUAAUUUCUGAAUCUCUCCAAAAUGGUGGGGUUUGUUUGGAUUAUCUUAAUACUGUCACUGAUGCACCCACUGGGCAUGCUGUGGUUAUGCUCCAGCCUGAUGGGCAGAACUCAAUCAUCAUUGUUGGUGGUGCCAACAUGAAUUGUUGGCCUCACACCCUUUCUGACCAGGAUUUUGAGGUGGUCAGGAAUGCUGGGAUUGUUUUGCUGCAGAGGGAGAUCCCAGAUUCAGUCAACAUUCAGGUCGCAAAGGCUGCAAGAAGUACCGGUGUUCCUGUCAUCUUGGAUGCUGGUGGAAUGGAUGCACCGUUCCCACAAGAAUUAUUAAAUUCUAUUGAUAUUUUAAGCCCAAAUGAAAGUGAACUUGGUCGUUUAACAGGAAUGGCAACUGAAAGCUUUGAACAGAUUACUCAAGCUGUGGUGAAAUGCCAUAAAAUGGGUGUUAAGCAAGUCCUUGUGAAACUUGGGGCCAAAGGGUCUGCCUUAUUUGUGGAAGGUGAAGAGCCAAUUAAACAACCUAUCAUAUCAGCCACAAAGGUCCUCGAUACAACUGGGGCUGGAGAUACUUUUACUGCAGCAUUUGCUGUGGCUCUUGUGGAGGGCAAGUCCAGAAAUGAAUGCUUAAAAUUUGCUGCUGCAGCUGCUUCUCUUUGUGUUCAAGUGAAGGGAGCUAUUCCUAGCAUGCCUGAUAGGAAAUCAGUUUUGGAUCUUCUUCAAUCUCAUUAAGGAGGCUGCGAUGGUGUAUGGAAAGAAGAAUGAGGAUGAGUCUCCGUCUCAAAUUGUGGAUGGUAGUAAGAGGAUUGCUGGUAUUGAUCAUAUAAACUUCGAGGAUCAUACACCGUCUCAAAUUGUGGAUGGUAGUAAGAGGAUUGCUGGUAUUGAUCAUAUAAACUUCGAGGAUCAUACAUAUAAUUGUAAUAGUGAUGGUAAUAUCCAUUGUUAUAGUGAGAAUCAUGUCCAUUCUGCGCAUUCUUUUCAUCAUGUGCACAAGCCAACCAUUUGAACUCUGCAAGUGGUGCUACUUUUGCUAGAAUUUUAUGGAGCAACCCAGGGCUUAUGUAACCCGAAACAUGUGCACACCCUUCACCAUCGAUAUAAUAACAGACAUCUAUAUAUAUAUAACUAACAUUAGAAAUUAA
Messenger RNA from Quercus lobata, 1700 nucleotides. RefSeq names its product pfkB-like carbohydrate kinase family protein. The record is from RefSeq and is a predicted model, not a curated record. Gene Ontology annotation, molecular function: ribokinase activity. Bases 127 to 1287 code for a protein of 386 amino acids. The transcript has 5 exons. NCBI's taxonomy places the organism in Eukaryota, Viridiplantae, Streptophyta, Magnoliopsida, Fagales, Fagaceae. Gene Ontology annotation, biological process: D-ribose metabolic process.